Chara braunii is the source of this 3556-nucleotide messenger RNA. The record is from the annotation of a GenBank genome assembly. NCBI's taxonomy places the organism in Eukaryota, Viridiplantae, Streptophyta, Charophyceae, Charales, Characeae.
GUUGCCGCCCCCGAUGCAAGCUCUUUCAAUACCUCUGAUCGCCUCGAAGCAUUGGAGAUGGACGUCGGCUCCCUCAAAGACGGCGUGCAGUUACAGCAAACCGCAACGCAACAGUUGCAACAUCGGAUCUGUACUACCGCCAAUAUCUCAAGUUCGGAACCGCUCGAAACAACUUCAAAGUUUGACGGGCAGGAGAUCUUCUGCGACUCGACGAAGACAAAUCCGGUUCCAUGGUUCCGCAAGUUCGAGCUCACGCUGCAGCUACACAACGUCAAAGAACACAAGCACCAUGCAUACUUGUACUCUCGCUCAGGGGGCGCGUGCCAGACUUGGUUGGACAACCUCUUUACAAUGUCCAAGUACGGAGUGGUAGCUAACGACUUGCACACCAAGAUCAGUUGGGAUGAUCUGAAGGCGUCGUGGCACAAGCGGUUCCAAGUUGAGCCGCCCGAGAUCAAGGCUAUGGACAAGCUCAUGGUCUUCGAGCAAGGCACGCUGCCGAGUACCAACUGGAUCGCCGAGUACCAACGCUUGACAUCAGUCCCAGACAUCCAGACGGGCUUCAAAGCCAUCCACCACUACUUUAUCUCAAGGUCCUGUCCGACAUUAAGUAAUGCCCUGACUCACGUCGAGGACACCUUGACGACGACGGCGGAACUUUUCGACAAGGCCACGCAGAUCAUCAUUACGAACAAGGAGGCGAAUAAUUUGCGUUCGUCUGCGGCAGGCCCGAGCAGGGACCAACAUCGGCCAAGAGUGGCCGUGGUCGCAGCGGCAAUGCCGUUGGACCAAACCAGCGAGGUCGUGUCUGCCCAUGAAGGAGACAAACUUGCAGCCGACCGGGAAGACACUGGUCUUCCCAUUGAAAGGCAAGGGCAAACAGGGAAACUGAGCACCGCCAAGAGUGACUCGACAACACUCUCGGCGCCUCCGGAACCGGUUUCUUCGCGAGUAACCGGCCUUCAUUCCAAGGCGCAUGCGGAAGUCGAUGGUCCUCCUCUUCUACUCUCUUUUGAGGACUAUGCUGCCCGGCUCGUUCCUACGCUGGGUACUCAAGCUCAAGGACAAGAAGUGUGUGAGGUUUCUUCUCCGUUCGGCAGCGGCGACAUAUCGUCUUCAAGUGGCUCCUCACGGGAAUCGCCGCGCGAGUUCAACAUAGAGGUAUUGGACCCGCUCACGUCUGAGGACUUUGCAUGGCUUCCUCUCCCGACCACGGGCCGCUUGUCGGGACCGCAAUGCGCAGCACUAUGCGCUCAUCUCCACACUUACUUAUCCUUCUAUGCACCACCAACUUCGUCGACGGAUGACGAAGUCGCGGUGGGGUACAUCCUUGCGUAUACUACCAAGGUGGCCCGCGAAUUUUGCAUGCAGCGGUACGAUGACAACAACGCACCGCUCAUGUAUGUCCGCAUUCAAGCUGGGCAAGCGCCCUGCAGCGCUUUGCUGGACAGCGGCGCGUCUCGCAAUUUCAUCAGGCAAUCCUUUAUGCAAAGGGCUGGCCUUGGCGCACAAGUUCGGAGGAAGGCAAACCCGAUGGCGAUCAAGUUGGCGGAUGGGAAAACGCAGCAACUUCUCGACCGUUACAUCGAGGCCGUACCGGUCUAUUUCGUGCCUCAUGCAUGCGAACCGGUGACAUUCGAUAUUCUCGACACGAAUUUCGACAUCAUUCUGGGAAUGCCUUGGCUUGCAAGUGCGGAUCACACGGUCAUUCCACCGGCGGACUCUUGGCGUUCGCGACGCCUUCGGCGCGGAAGUGGCGUGUACUCUACCGCACCCUUCGAUUCGGUGCCAAGUGGUGACGGCCAAAUCAUUCCGAGCGACUUGCGCUUACGAGCAGCCCAAGGAAAUCGACCUAUGUUUCCUACGGACCGUCGCAGUAGCCGACGCUUCACCCACGGACUUGUCUUCGGACCCUGGGGUGAUGCGGUUGCUGGACGAGUUCGCCGACAUCUUCGAGUYACCUACCGUGUGGUGCCGGAUCGGCCGAUCUCUCACGAGAUCAUUCUUGAGGCCGGUGCCGUGCCGCCGAAAGGUUGCAUCUAUCGGAUGAGCGAGGAGGAGUUUGAGGUCCUCCGCGCACAACUCGACGAUUUGUUGGCCAAGGGCUGGAUCCGCCCUAGCAGCUCCCCAUAUGGAGCACCAUUUCUCUUCGUCCGGAAGAAGAACAAGGAUCUACGAUUGUGUAUCGACUACCGCAAGCUCAACGCGCAAACCGUCAAGAAUGCUGGGCCUCUUCCUCGCCUUGACGAUCUUCUUGAGCGAUUGGGCGGCGCAAAGUAUUUUUCUAAGUUGGAUUUGAAAUCAGGAUAUCAUCAAAUCUCGAUCCGGCCGAACGAUCGCUACAAAUCCGCGUUCAAGACGAGGUACGGGCAUUUUGAGUGGGUGGUCAUGCCUUUUGGCCUCACCAACGCCCCGACGACCUUUCAAGCGGCAAUGACCAAUGAGUUUCGUGCAAUGUUGGACCGGUUCGUGUUGGUCUACUUAGACGAUAUUCUCUAUUUCAGCAAGAAAGUGCUCGUCGUGCAUUCCAUUGACGAUGCACGCAAGAAGGAGCUUCUUGCCUUCGUCCACACGCUCAAGCGGUGGCGGCACUUCCUCCGUAGUCGAAGCCAAUUCCGAUGGGUAACGGACAACAAUCCGUUGGUCUUUUACAAGACCCAAGACACCGUCAACAGCACCAUCGCUCGAUGGAUGGCUUUCAUCGACCAGUUCGACUUCUUUCCCGAUCACAUUCCCGGGAAGUCGAACCGUUUUGCGGAUGCUCUUUCACGGCGUCCGGAUCUUUGUACCGCGGUCUACUCAACCUUCGAGAUCGACGAUGACCUACGGAACAGCUUCAUCCGCGGCUACCAAGCCGACCCCGAGUUUCGCGACAAGUACGUGAAUUGCUCUCCUAAUCCGGCGCAUUCUCACUACCGGAUCCAAGAGGGGUACUUGCUUGUCCACACGUGGGGAAAGGACCUUCUUUGCGUACCGAGUGACCCUCACUUGCGUACACGGCUUCUUGGCGAGUUCCAUGAUGCUCUCGCCAACGGACAUUUUGGAGUCAAUCGCACGAUUGGCCGACUUUGCCAGCGAUUUUGGUGGCCCGGCCUUCUCGGCGACGUCACGCGCUAUUGCCAGUCAUGCGAGGUUUGCCGACGCUGCAAAUCCCGCAACCAUCGUCCGUACGGCGAGUUACGACCAUUACCGGUCCCGUUGAGGCGAAGGGAAGCGAUUGCCAUGGACAUUACCGGCCCGUUCCCCAAGCACAAGACCGGAGUGGAUGGGAUUCUCACGGUGGUCGACCGACUCACCAAGUUCGCCAUGUUCUUGCCUUGUCGCUAUCAUGCCAAGGCACCGGAGUUGGCCGAGGUUUUUUACGCCGGUUGGAUUCGAACCAAGGGUUACCCCAAGGAGAUCGUCUGCGACCGCGACACCCGGUUCAUGUCCGACUUUUGGUUGGCGCUCGUCAAGCGAUGGGGCUCAUCUCUCAAGCCCUGUUCAACUCACCACCCUCAGACCGAUGGCUAAACGGAGAGGGCGCACCAGACCGCACAGGUUCUCCUUCGCACUC